AUGGUUGGCCUCCUGCCUUGUGAUGGCCGGACGCCUAUAGUGCCUUGGAUGGCCGGACGCCUACAGUGCCUUAGAUGGCUGGUCUCCUAUAGUGCCUUGGAUGGCCGGCCUCCUAUAGUGCCUUGUGAUGGUUGGCCUCCUAUAGUGCCUUGUGAUGGUUGGCCUCCUAUAGUGCCUUGUGAUGGCUGGCCUCCUAUAGUGCCUUGUGAUGGUUGGCCUCCUAUAGUGCCUUGUGAUGGCUGGCCUCCUAUAGUGCCUUGUGAUGGCCGGCCUCCUAUAGUGCCUUGUGAUGGCUGGCCUUCUAUAUAG
Messenger RNA from Homarus americanus (American lobster), 309 nucleotides. RefSeq names its product homeobox protein ESX1-like. Lineage: Eukaryota; Metazoa; Arthropoda; Malacostraca; Decapoda; Nephropidae. Bases 1 to 309 code for a protein of 102 amino acids. The transcript has a single exon. The record is from RefSeq and is a predicted model, not a curated record.